Messenger RNA from Hordeum vulgare subsp. vulgare (domesticated barley), 1497 nucleotides. RefSeq names its product protein IRX15-LIKE-like. The transcript has a single exon. NCBI's taxonomy places the organism in Eukaryota, Viridiplantae, Streptophyta, Magnoliopsida, Poales, Poaceae. Gene Ontology annotation, biological process: xylan biosynthetic process. The coding region runs from base 298 to 1242 and encodes 314 amino acids. The record is from RefSeq and is a predicted model, not a curated record.
AACAACGUGCCCCGACCCGACCCGACGCGGUAGAUGGCGGCGAGACAGCGUAACAACUCUCUCCCGCCUCCACUCACUCCCCUCCCCGCUACUUGAACCCACCAAAAUAUCCCACCUUCUUCCGCCAAGCCAAGCCAAGCUGAGCCGCGUCCACCACCGAGACUCACACGAGCCCGCCAGCUGACCUUUCCCCCCCUCCUCCCCACCCGGUCUCCAUCCCCACGCAGCUCAGCCACGCUGAUUGAUUCCUCCCCCAUCGCUCCGUCCCCACGCGGCACCUCCUCGGGCGACCGACCGAUGAAGUCCAUCGGCAGCCGGGACAAGCUGCAAGCCGCGGCGGCGGCGACGGGGCACCGGCGGGUGCUGCUGCUGGUCUUCGCCUCCUGCUUCGCCUUCGCCACGCUGCUCACCUUCCUCUACACCUCCUCCGGCUUCGCCUCCGCCUCGUCCUCCUCCGUCUCGCGCCUGGGCUCGUCCUCGUCCUCGCCGCCGGGCGCCGCGGCCGCUCUGCCGCUGCCGGUGUUCGACGCGCUGGUCCACUACGCCUCCUUCUCCAACGCCACGCACCGCAUGACGGACACGGACAUCCGGGCCAUCUCCGCCAUCCUGCGCGCCCGCGGGCCCUGCAACCUCCUCGUCUUCGGCCUGGGCGCCGAGUCGCCGCUCUGGCUCGCCCUCAACCACGGCGGCCGCACCGUGUACCUCGACGAGAACGAGUUCUACGUCAAGUACCUGGAGCCGCGCCACCCGGGGCUGGAGGCCUACGACGUCUCCUACACCACCAAGGUGCGCGACUUCCGGGACCUGCUCGAGGCGGCCCGCGGCUCGCGCGCCGCCGAGUGCCGGCCGGUCCAGAACCUGCUCUUCUCCGAGUGCCGGCUCGCCAUCAACGACCUGCCCAACGAGCUCUACGACGUGCCCUGGGACGUCGUGCUCAUCGACGGGCCCUCCGGGUGGAACCCCAACUCCCCGGGCCGGAUGCCGUCCAUCUUCACCACCGCCGUGCUCGCCCGCUCCGGCGCCACUGCCGCCAAGGGCCCCACGGACGUGCUGGUGCACGACUUCAACUUCGAGGUGGAGCAGGUGCUGAGCAAGGAGUUCCUCUGCGACGAGAACCGCGUCGCCGGCAGCGGCACCAACUCGCUCGCGCACUUCGUCAUCCGCCCCGGCGGCCCCGCCGACGCCUUCUGCCCCGGGCAGGACAGCCGGGCCACGUCCGAGGAGAAGACCCGCCGCAAGUAAUCGAGAGACCAGAUUGAUUAAUUAGCCACCACCUCUCCUCUCCUCUCUAAUUCUUUCCCCCCUCUCCUCACUUGUUAUUAUCAUUUCUUCUUCUUCUUCUUCUUCUAUUUUUGACAUACACUUCAAAUACUAUAUGUUUUUUUGGGACAAUAAUUGUAACAACAAAGGCUCCUUCAAAAGUGUAACAAUCAAUCGUGACGACAUGAUUGAUCGCCUCGAAAAAAAAGAAAUGAAAAUAGAGGUUAAUUUACACUA